AUGAGCUUGGUUACAAAAGAUAGAGGUCCUAUGAAUAAACAACAAGAAAAGGACGUUGGUUCCUCUUUGGAUAUUGAAAUGUUAGAACAAGAUCUAGAAAAUAAAAAAUUAGAAAUUGGGGGAAAUUAUGAUCUUUGUGAUGAUAAUGAUAAUGAAGAUGAUGAUGAUAAUGAAGAUGAUGAUGAUAAUGAAGAUGGUAGUGAUGAAGAUGAAGAUAAUAAUAGUAAUGGAAGUAUGCCAUCUGGUAUCAUAUCAUUUUCAUCCUCAUCUCUAGGUGCUUCCUCGGAUGCUUCUUCCUCGGAUGGCUCUUCAUCUUCAUUCUCUUCUGACGAUUCUGAACAAAAUAUAUCGGUGAAGGAUAUCGAUAUUGAAGAGGAAUCUGACGUACUAUCUGAAACAGCUUCACAGAAGGAGAUGAGUCCCUUUUUAGUUUGCAAAAUCAAUAAGGAUACUAUACCAUCAAGUAAGGAAACUAAAAAUGAUUCAAUGAGUGAACUUAAUUCAUAUUUUGGAAUUCCAUUAAGUCCUGGUUCAAAUAAUUCAAAUGGUGAAAAAAAAUUAAGUUCUAGUUAUCUUCUAACAGAUACUAUGGGAAAGAAAAGUUUCUGGACACCAGAGAAUACGGGAUAUGGAAAGUAUGGAUCGUCAUCAUUUCCGGUAAAAGAAGAAGUUAAAGUACCUGAUUCAUUAUUAUCUUCAUCAUAUAUGAAUAUCCCUUCGACCCCUAAUGUCAAGGAUUCUAUUACAACUAAGUUAAGUGAAAAACCAAUCUAUAAAUGGACUGGCAAUUUUAGGAUUGAAAAGAAAGAAGAUAAUAAGACGCAGAAUUAUUUACUAAGGAGAGAAAAAACAAUAAAGGAAGAAGGUAAUGAAAAGAAUCAACUAGUAUGGUAUGAGAAACUAAAUAACGAUUCUCUUCAAUUUUUAGGCUCUCUGAGCGAUCAAACUAUGGCAUGUUUGCUAGCCUUUAUUAUAAUAGUUUCCGUAGUGGGUAUAUCAUGUUUUACAGUCUAUUUACUGUCUGAUUCACCAGCUGUACCUACAUUCUGUUAUGAUAAAAUUAAGUUUUUCACUGGUGAUGAACAUUCUAGAGAUCAUUUAAUGCCAAAUGGGAAAUUUAUUGUAGAUUUUGAUAAUAAGGUGGCCAUACCUUAUGAUGGUAAUACUAUUGAAUAUAAUUUUAGUUUAUUGAAAGCAGGAACAAUUGAUUUGUUAAAUAAAUCUUAUAAAAUUUUGGAAGAAAAUUGCCAUAAUGGUUAUGAUAUAGCUUUAGAAUUAUCAAAAGAAAUUAUUGAUAAAUAUAAACAUGAACAAAACAUUGUAACGAAAAUCAUGUCACGAACUGAAGAAGAUUUUUCAAAGAGAGUCAUAACAAUAAUUCAACAUUUUUUUAAUGAUCAUUGA
Messenger RNA from Maudiozyma barnettii, 1404 nucleotides. RefSeq lists its product as uncharacterized. The coding region runs from base 1 to 1404 and encodes 467 amino acids. The transcript has a single exon. NCBI's taxonomy places the organism in Eukaryota, Fungi, Ascomycota, Saccharomycetes, Saccharomycetales, Saccharomycetaceae. The record is from RefSeq and is a predicted model, not a curated record.